Solanum stenotomum is the source of this 939-nucleotide messenger RNA. RefSeq lists its product as uncharacterized. Gene Ontology annotation, biological process: mitochondrial respiratory chain complex I assembly. Lineage: Eukaryota; Viridiplantae; Streptophyta; Magnoliopsida; Solanales; Solanaceae. Gene Ontology annotation, cellular component: mitochondrial inner membrane. The record is from RefSeq and is a predicted model, not a curated record. The transcript has 5 exons. Bases 70 to 588 code for a protein of 172 amino acids.
GUCAAAAAAAUAAAGUUCAUCUCGUAGUUUGAGUGUUCUUCUGCAACCUCGAAAGGGGAAGGUGGAGAAAUGGCGGUGAGAGGGAAAGCAAUGGUGACGCUGCCGACGUUGGUGCGAGCUAUGAGGAGGAGAACCUCAAAUCAUAUGCCUUCGAAUCAACCGUUGCCUUCACUGAGACGAGCAUUCUCGCUAUACGAUCAAAUCAAUCUCAUCGAUAACGUCCCUGAAGAUCAAAUACGCUUCAAACAGGUUACCGAUACUGGUUUCGGAGUUAAAGGGGUACAUUAUGAAGGUAGCUUACUUUGUGUUGGGAACUUGCUAAUGUCUUGGCAUCCCAAAAAACUUUCGGAGGUUACUCCAGAAAGCUUAUCUAUCUUCCAGACAGUGCGACCAGUUCCAGAGAUUCUUCUUCUUGGCUGUGGGAAGUACAUUCAACCGGUAAAUCCUGAGCUUCGUGCCUUUAUUCGUUCUACUGGAAUGAAAUUGGAAGCAGUUGAUUCUAGAAAUGCUGCAUCAACUUACAAUAUUCUAAACGAAGAAGGUAGGAUUGUGGCUGCUGCCCUUCUCCCAUAUGGAGUAGAGUCAUAAGCCUCUCAUGUAUAUGCUUUUUCUUUGACGAGUCAAGAUCUGAUUAAUCAUCCAAGCCAAUCACUUAGUCCCGAGUUGGACGUGACUAUGUUUAAGAUUAGAUAAAAAUGAGAUAAGAACAUUACAUGUUAAUGGUGUGUUAGAAGCUUCUGGGUAUUCGUGGACCAUCUUUAGGAGAUUUUGUACUACUAAUAACAUAAACACAGGAAAAAGAACUGUUGUUUCCCCAUUGUAGAAGCUUGAGGUUCAUCUGUUGUGCAAGAAGAAUAUAUGUUUUAUCAGAUUCAGGCAGGGUCGGUGAAAUUGUGAAUAGUGAUUGCAAUUGUUUACUAAAUAUGUCCUGUUUCCUGA